Messenger RNA from Letharia columbiana, 1749 nucleotides. RefSeq lists its product as uncharacterized. The transcript has 6 exons. The record is from RefSeq and is a predicted model, not a curated record. Gene Ontology annotation, biological process: transmembrane transport. Bases 1 to 1749 code for a protein of 582 amino acids. Lineage: Eukaryota; Fungi; Ascomycota; Lecanoromycetes; Lecanorales; Parmeliaceae. Gene Ontology annotation, molecular function: transmembrane transporter activity.
AUGACUUCCAUUAUACCAGCUCGCCGGCGCCAGCAUGUCGCCAAGGCCCAAACAGCCCCGUUCCCAUCGAAGCAACUUUACAUCCUUGCACUAUGUCGCAUCUGCGAGCCAAUCGCCUUCAUGUCCAUCUUCCCCUACGUCUACUACAUGAUCCUGUCCUUCAAGAUCACCUCUGACACCCGCCAAAUUGCUGUCUACGCCGGAUUGGUCACCUCCGCGUUUGCCUUCGCAGAAUUCUUAUCAGGUGUCGCCUGGGGUCGGAUCAGCGACAGGGUGGGAAGGAAGCCGGUGCUUCUUGCUGGACUGGCAGGAACGGCGCUCAGUAUGCUGGUAUUCGGGUUUGCUCCAAAUCUACCAGUUGCGCUAGUAGGGCGAGCCCUGGGAGGAUUGCUCAAUGGGAAUAUGGGAGUUCUCCAAACUACAGUUGCCGAGAUUGUCACGGUCAAGGAGCAUCAAUCUCAAGCCUACGCUAUCAUGCCAUUCGUCUGGAGUCUUGGGUCACUUCUAGGUCCUGCGCUUGGCGGAGCUUUGGCCCAACCUUGCGAAUCCUUCCCUACGUUCUUCGCCCGAGGCACACUCUUUGACCAGUUCCCAUUCUUACUACCCAACCUUGUCUGCGCUGUCAUCCUUGCUUUUGGGGUCUUGGUCGGCGUACUUUUCUUGGAAGAAACCCAUGAGGAGCUGAAAGGUCGCCGAGAUUUUGGUAUUGAAGCUGGGAGGUGGCUCCUGGGCCAUUUCCAGACCAGACCAGCAGAUCAGAUCAUCGUGGACAAAGCUGGCGAGGCUAAUCUUCAGGAACAAUCCGCACUUCUAGAAGACGAAGAGCCCCCAGGAUACAGAACGAUUGAAGGCUCACCUUGCCAACCCUCAACCCCUUCUCUUUCUCCAAAGGCUCUGCCCGCGGAUGCAAAAACGAAAGGCAAAAGACGAGUGAAGAACAAGCCGCGAGGAGUCAGGAAAGCCUUCACGAAGCAGGUAGUAUUGAACAUCGCUGGCUUUGGUCUUCUCGCAUAUCACUCAAUAGCCUUCGAUCAGCUAAUGCCAGUAUUCCUGAGCGAGCCGAUCUCGACAGAGCCAAUAUCCCUGCCAUUCCGUUUCACUGGUGGUUUCGGCCUUUCGUCACAGACCAUAGGCUUGAUGCUAUCUGUGCAAGGUGUCUAUUCAAUGGUCGCUCAGCUCUAUCUGUUCCCGUUCGCUUCCCGCCACUUUGGCUCCCUGAAGUUGUUUCGCUGUGUCUUAAUGACAUGGCCGUUACUAUACCUUCUGGUGCCAUACCUGGUCAUUCUACCACAAGGACUUCAGAUGCCGGGAGUCUACCUAUGCCUCCUCUGGAAGAUAACAGCUCAAUGCUUUGCCUUUCCGUCGAACCAAAUCCUUCUCACGAACUCAGCCCCUUCUUCGCUAGUUCUAGGGGUAAUCAAUGGCGUUGCAGCAUCCUCUGCCAGUCUGGCCCGGGCUUUCGGUCCAACGGUGACAGGUCUGAUCCACUCUUGGGGUCUAAAAAUUGGCUUCACCGGCGUAGCCUGGUGGGCAUGUGGUGUUGUCUGCAUUCUAGGAGCGCUGGAAAGCCUCUGGAUUGAAGCAGUGGACGGUCGAAUGGACCAUGAAGAUGAAGAGCGUCUUGCAGAUGAAGCUUUGAUCGAUGCCCUUGCCAUCGAUGCCGCCAUCAACGCCGCUGAGGAUCUUCAGCAAUUCGAAGAGGGUGGUGUACAAAUACCCAAAUCAGAGUCGACGCUCAACUUCCUCUAG